GUUCCUCGAGUGGGCUAAACCGUUUACGCAGCUGGUGAAGGAAAUGCAACUUCAUCGAGAGGACUUUGAAAUAAUCAAAGUAAUCGGAAGAGGUGCUUUUGGAGAGGUAGCUGUUGUCAAAAUGAAGAGCACUGAGAGGAUCUAUGCAAUGAAAAUCCUCAAUAAGUGGGAGAUGCUUAAGAGAGCAGAGACUGCAUGUUUCAGAGAAGAGCGCGACGUGUUGGUGAACGGCGACUGCCAGUGGAUCACGGCGCUACACUACGCGUUCCAGGAUGAGAACCACCUGUACUUGGUCAUGGAUUACUACGUGGGUGGUGAUUUGCUGACCCUGCUCAGUAAAUUUGAAGACAAGCUUCCGGAAGACAUGGCGAGGUUCUACAUCGGUGAGAUGGUGUUGGCCAUUGACUCCAUCCACCAGCUCCAUUAUGUGCACAGAGACAUCAAACCUGACAAUGUCCUUUUGGAUGUGAAUGGCCAUAUCCGCCUGGCUGACUUCGGGUCGUGUUUGAAGAUGAAUGAUGAUGGAACUGUCCAGUCCUCAGUGGCCGUGGGCACACCUGACUACAUCUCGCCUGAGAUCCUGCAGGCCAUGGAGGACGGCAUGGGCAAGUACGGACCUGAGUGCGACUGGUGGUCCCUGGGCGUCUGCAUGUACGAGAUGCUCUAUGGGGAGACGCCCUUUUACGCAGAGUCGCUCGUGGAGACCUACGGGAAGAUCAUGAACCACGAAGAGCGAUUUCAGUUUCCUUCCCAUGUCACGGAUGUUUCUGAAGAAGCCAAAGACCUCAUCCAGAGGUUGAUCUGCAGUAGAGAGCGCCGACUAGGGCAGAAUGGAAUAGAGGACUUCAAAAAACAUGCAUUUUUUGAAGGUCUAAAUUGGGAAAACAUACGAAACCUCGAAGCACCUUACAUUCCAGACGUGAGCAGUCCCUCUGACACCUCCAACUUCGACGUGGAUGAUGAUGUGCUGAGAAACACUGAAAUAUUACCUCCUGGCUCUCACACGGGCUUCUCUGGAUUGCAUUUGCCAUUCAUUGGUUUCACGUUUACAACAGAAAGCUGUUUUUCGGACCGAGGCUCUCUGAAGAACAUGAUGCAGUCUAACACAUUGACCAAAGAUGAAGAUGUGCAGCGGGACUUGGAGAACAGCUUGCAGAUUGAGGCUUAUGAGAGGAGAAUCCGCAGGCUGGAGCAAGAGAAGCUAGAGCUGAGCCGCAAGCUGCAGGAGUCCACUCAGACGGUGCAGUCCCUGCACGGCUCCACGAGGGCCCUGGGCAACUCAAACCGAGACAAGGAGAUCAAGAGGCUGAAUGAGGAAAUUGAGCGUUUGAAGAACAAGGUAGCAGAUUCGAAUAGGCUUGAGCGGCAGCUGGAAGGCACCGUGACGUUACGCCAGGAGCAUGAGGACUCCGUGCACCGGUUGAAGGGCCUGGAGAAGCAGUACCGCCUGGCGAGGCAGGAGAAGGAGGACUUCCACAAGCAAUUGGUUGAAGUUUCAGAACGAUUGAAAUCCCAGACCAAAGAACUCAAAGAUGCCCAUCAGCAACGAAAGCGUGCCCUGCAGGAGUUUUCAGAGCUCAAUGAGCGCAUGGCGGAGCUCCGCUCCCAGAAGCAGAAGGUGUCGAGGCACCUCCGGGACAAGGAGGAGGAGAUGGAGGUGGCCAUGCAGAAGAUCGACUCCAUGCGGCAGGACACCCGCAGAUUGGAGAAGCUCAGGAAGGAGCUGGAAUCUCAGCUCGAGGAUGCUGUUGCUGAGGCCUCGAAGGAGCGCAAGCUUCGCGAGCACAGUGAGAGCUUCUGCAAGCAGAUGGAGAGUGAGCUCGAGGCCCUCAAGAUUAAGCAAGGAGGCUGGGGCCCAGGGGCUGCUUUGGAGCACCAGCAGGAGAUCUCCAAGAUCAAAUCAGAGCUUGAGAAAAAAGUCCUGUUCUACGAGGAGGAGUUGGUCCGACGCGAGGCCUCCCACGUGCUGGAAGUGAAAAACGUGAAGAAGGAGGUGCAUGACUCAGAAAGCCACCAGUUAGCCCUGCAGAAGGAAAUCUUAAUGCUGAAAGAUAAACUAGAGAAGUCAAAGCGAGAGCGGCACAGCGAGUUGGAGGAGGCCAUCGGCACAAUAAAAGACAAGUACGAACGCGAGAGAGCCCUGCUGUUUGACGAAAGCAAGAAACUGACUGCUGAAAAUGAAAAGCUCUGUUCCUUUGUGGAUAAACUCACAGCCCAGAACAGACAGCUGGAGGAUGAGCUGCAGGAUCUGGCAGCCAAGAAGGAGUCGGUGGCACACUGGGAAGCUCAGAUCGCGGAGAUCAUCCAGUGGGUCAGCGACGAGAAAGACGCCCGCGGUUACCUCCAAGCCCUUGCUUCCAAGAUGACCGAAGAGCUUGAGGCUUUGAGAAAUUCUAGUCUGGGAUCGAGAACACUGGACCCACUGUGGAAGGUGCGCCGGAGCCAGAAGCUGGACAUGUCUGCGCGACUUGAGCUGCAGUCUGCGCUGGAGGCCGAGAUCCGAGCCAAGCAGCUGGUGCAGGAGGAGCUGAGGAAGGUCAAAGACACCAGCCUAGCCUUUGAAAGUAAACUGAAGGAUUCUGAAGCCAAAAACAGAGAAUUAUUACAAGAAAUGGAAAUUCUGAAGAAAAAGAUGGAAGAAAAGUUUAGAGCAGAGACUGGGCUCAAACUUCCAGAUUUUCAGGACUCCAUCUUUGAGUACUUCAACACCACACCUCUUGCACAUGAUCUGACGUUUAGAACUAGCUCUGCUAGUGACCAAGAAACACAAGCCCCAAAGACAGAAGUGUCUCCAUCAGUGUCUGUGGCCAGCAGCACGGAACAGCAAGAGGACAUGGCUCGGCCCCCACACAGGCCGCCCACUGUGCCGCCGCCCACCACGCAGGCCCUGACUCUGGCUGGACCCAAGCCAAAAGCUCACCAGUUCAGCAUCAAGUCCUUCUCCAGCCCGACCCAGUGCAGCCACUGCACCUCCCUGAUGGUUGGGCUGAUCCGGCAGGGCUACGCCUGUGAGGUAUGCUCGUUUGUCUGCCACGUGUCCUGCAAAGACAGUGCCCCCCAGGUGUGCCCCAUCCCCCCUGAGCAGUCCAAGAGGCCCCUUGGUGUGGACGUGCAGAGAGGCAUAGGAACAGCCUACAAAGGCUAUGUCAAGGUCCCCAAGCCCACUGGGGUGAAGAAAGGGUGGCAGAGGGCCUACGCUGUGGUCUGUGACUGCAAACUCUUUCUGUAUGACCUGCCUGAGGGGAAAUCCACCCAGCCCGGUGUGGUCGCCAGCCAAGUCCUGGACCUCAGGGACGAAGAUUUCUCAGUGAGCUCAGUGCUGGCCUCUGAUGUCAUCCACGCCACACGCCGAGACAUCCCCUGUAUAUUCCGGGUGACAGCCUCUCUCUUAGGUUCACCUUCUAAGACCAGCUCCCUGCUCAUUCUGACAGAAAAUGAGAAUGAAAAGCGGAAGUGGGUUGGGAUCCUAGAAGGACUCCAGUCCAUCCUGCACAAGAACCGGCUGCGGAACCAGGUUGUGCACGUGCCACAGGAGGCCUAUGACAGCACGCUGCCACUCAUCAAGGCUGUGCUCACAGCUGCUAUCGUGGAUGGAGACAGGAUUGCUGUUGGCCUGGAGGAAGGGCUCUAUGUCAUCGAGGUCACCCGAGACGUGAUCGUCCGCGCUGCUGACUGUAAGAAGGUGUACCAAAUCGAGCUAGCACCCAGGGAAAAGAUCGUCAUCCUCCUGUGUGGCCGGAACCACCACGUGCACCUCUAUCCAUGGUCCACCUUGGAUGGAGCAGAAGGCAGCUUUGAUAUAAAGCUUCCAGAAACCAAGGGCUGCCAGCUUCUGGCGACCGCAACACUGAGGAAGAGCUCUUCCACCUGCCUGUUUGUUGCCAUGAAACGGCUAAUCCUCUGCUAUGAGAUCCAGAGAACUAAGCCUUUCCACAGGAAGUUCAAUGAGCUGGUGGCCCCAGGACACGUGCAGUGGAUGGCCGUGUUCAAGGACAGACUCUGUGUUGGCUACCCCUCUGGGUUCUCUCUGUUGAGCAUCCAGGGGGACGGGCAGCCCCUCGACCUGGUAAAUCCCGCUGACCCCUCGCUUGCGUUCCUCUCACAGCAGUCUUUCGAUGCCCUCUGUGCUGUGGAGCUCAAAAGUGAGGAGUACCUGCUUUGCUUCAGCCAUAUGGGACUGUACGUGGACCCUCAAGGCCGGAGGUCACGCAUGCAGGAGCUCAUGUGGCCUGCGGCUCCUGUUGCCUGUAGUUGCAGCCCCUCCCACGUGACAGUAUACAGCGACUAUGGCGUGGACGUGUUCGACGUGCGCACCAUGGAGUGGGUACAGACCAUCGGGCUGCGGCGGGUAAGGCCGGGGCUCCUGCGGGGCGGGCAGGCUGAGCCUGCGUCCUGCACUCCCCAUCUUAGAAAGCACUAACGAGGCAUAACAAAUAUUCAUCUGCUAGGGGAGGUGUAGGAUGGCAGUAAGAAGCAGAUGCUGCGCACGCGCAGCAAGCGGCGCUUCGUCUUCAAGGUGCCAGAGGAGGAGCGGCUGCAGCAGCGGCGAGAGAUGCUCCGAGACCCUGAGCUGAGAUCCAAGAUGAUCUCCAACCCUACCAACUUCAAUCACGUGGCCCACAUGGGCCCGGGCGACGGGAUGCAGGUGCUCAUGGACCUGCCGCUGGUGCGUGCUCCCUCCUGGGGCGGCGGCCCUCGGGUGGGAAUGGGCAGCGCUGCUGCCGUGCUUCUCACAGGCGGGGCAGAGCCUGGAGUGACCGUGCCUCUGAGGAGCAUGUCCGACCCCGACCAGGACUUCGACAAGGAGCCUGAUUCGGAUUCCACCAAACACUCAACUCCCUCAAACAGCUCCAACCCCAGCGGCCCGCCAAGCCCCAACUCGCCCCACAGGAGCCAGCUGCCCCUCGACGGUCUGGAGCAGCCCGCCUGUGACGCCUGAGGCCCCUCCCCGUGCAUUGCCAAGACUGGGCUGACAGUGCUGUCUUCGGAGCUGGAGGGUCGUCUGUAGAUACGAAUCAAGUCUGUGUCAGUCAGGACCCAGCUGGGUGCCGCAUCCCAUGGGUGGCGUAGACCAGACCACUUGUCUGCACAGCUGAGGCCACACAAAGGAC
Fukomys damarensis (Damara mole-rat) is the source of this 5111-nucleotide messenger RNA. RefSeq names its product CDC42 binding protein kinase beta (gene Cdc42bpb). The record is from RefSeq and is a predicted model, not a curated record. The transcript has 35 exons. Gene Ontology annotation, cellular component: cytoplasm; cytoskeleton; actomyosin. NCBI's taxonomy places the organism in Eukaryota, Metazoa, Chordata, Mammalia, Rodentia, Bathyergidae. Gene Ontology annotation, molecular function: ATP binding; protein serine/threonine kinase activity. Gene Ontology annotation, biological process: actomyosin structure organization; peptidyl-threonine phosphorylation.